This is a messenger RNA of Acanthopagrus latus (yellowfin seabream), 2689 nucleotides long. It is a transcript of the gene ap5z1, whose product is annotated as adaptor related protein complex 5 subunit zeta 1. The transcript is spliced from 18 exons. Lineage: Eukaryota; Metazoa; Chordata; Actinopteri; Spariformes; Sparidae. The coding region runs from base 115 to 2571 and encodes 818 amino acids. Gene Ontology annotation, cellular component: AP-5 adaptor complex. The record is from RefSeq and is a predicted model, not a curated record.
GAACCAAAAGUGAUGGUCAUGUGAUUCUAGUCAGGACACAAUUAGCGAGCGCACUGUUUACCUUCCGCCGCCGACAGAGGUAGCAACACAGAGAUGCCCGACUCUCUCUGAAACAUGUACUCUCACGGCUCAGAGAGUUUAAUAAGGCAGGCGAGGGAGAUCCAGGAGUCUGAGCUGAACAAGUUUUACAGCAGACUCGUCAAGCUGCUCCAGGGGAAGGAGCUCGGUCAUGAGACUGUGGACUCCCUGCAGAGGCUGCACCUCAUCCUCUCUGCCACCAAGUACACCAGGACGUUGCCUCCGGAGCUUCAGAAGAGGCUGGUAUCCCUCCUGUCUUCACCUGUGGAGCAGCUUCAGGUGCUGAGCUCAGCUGUGCUCAGAGAGACACUGCCCCUAUCUGGCCAGGAACUCAACUACAACCAGGAGAACAUCAGUCAGCUGAACAGCCAUGCUGCUGCUCUGCUGCUCUCUCAGGCUGGAUCCAGGGCCGACUUGUCAUCACUCUGCGCUCAGCUCCUUCGCAGUCUUGAAAGCCGACAAUCGGAGGGUCCAGCUCACUGUCUCACACACACCCUGCCCAUCCUCAACACCGUCCUCACACACAGCCCCGAGUCCCUCACUGACGAUCACGUGACCCUCCUGAGUAAAAAGCUUGUCGAUUGGCUGCGUUAUGCCAGCAUCACUCAGGGAGGCGGUGCGUCCUCGGGAGGAUUUUUCACGGGACCACGGUCACGUCAGCCGGCGCCCAUAGCGGAGCUGGACGGGACAGUUUCGGGGGAUUUCUUCACCGUGUUGUGUGUGGGCCAGGGUUUCACCGACGACCAGUGGAUGAACGUCUAUUCCUUCUCUAUGCUUCGCCACUGGCUUCUCACCCACCACUCUGUCUCCAACGGCAACACCACAGCAGACACCGCGAACAGGCUGCAGCUCAGCCUCUCCCACUCCCACUCCUUUUCUUAUGACGACCGGUCGGAGGUGGACGGGUCGGUGGUUUCUAUGGUUUCAGCGACUUCCUCCUCCAGCCGCUUGCUGCCUCCGAAGGAGCGUCUGAGAGAGAAGGCCUUCCAGUACUGCCAGCGCCUCAUCGAGCAGAGCGAUCGCAAGGCUCACAAAAAGACAGAUACAGACCUGCAGAAAGCGUGUCUGGUGGAGGCGGUGUGUAUCCUGGACUGUGUGUGUGUGGAGGACACCUCGCUGGUCUUCCGAACGUUCCCGUGCAUCAAAGGGCUCUUUGGUCGGCUCAGCUCAGACCUGUCGUUUGCCAGAGUCCUGCUGCCCAUAGCACAAUUCUACCUCAACCACGGCGAGAUGGCCGCGGUGGAUUGUGAGAGCGUGUGGAACCUGGUGUUCGGCCGAUUCCCUGCCGAGCUCUUCAACAACCAAUUCCUGGCACAUGAGCUUCUACGCUUCUUUCGGCUGAACCUCGAGAGCCUGCAGCUCCGAGUCCCACAGUACACCCACUCCUUCCCAAACCUGCUGAAGUUGCUGGCGUGGGACAGCCCGGCGCUGGUGGAUGACUUUGUCGACCUGCUGCCCUCCCUGGUGACAACUGGAACUGCGGUGGAGCUCCUCCACACUCUGCUGGAUCUGCCCUGUCUCUCUGCCACACUGGUCCUACAGCUCAGGUCAGUGUGUUUGCCCAUCGCUGACCCAGGCGGGCGUGGCCUCCUGUCGCUUGAUGCAUUUCGGAACCCUUCUUUCAGAGGACUGUUCCUCUUCCUGCUUCGAACAGAAGCAGGCUCGGGUGACACAAUUGACAGACUGAGCACGCUCCAUGAGCUGCUAGCCGAGGCUGCUGAUUGGCCGAGAGUUGUUCAGUGUGCCCAGACUGUCCCUGUGCUGCUGCACAUUUUCUUCAACACAGUCAUCACGGUCGCUGAUGAGAAGCUUUUAGCCCACCUGGUCCUGGUGAUGCUGGAGAGAAGCAGCCUCCUCCUCAACAUACCUAAGUACCUCAGAGAGAUACACAGGGUGUUCAGCUGCCACCUGCUCAGGUUGUGCAAGCUCCACCCCUCCCUGGUGGUGGACCAGUCUCACGAGCUGCUGGAGUUUGCUGGGGCCACAGCCAACGUCUACAGCAAAGAGGAAAUCUACACGCACGUGGUGUGGGUGCUGGGAGAGUACCUGUCCAUGUCAUGUGACUCCCGCUGCUCUGUGAGCCUCAUCACUUCCUGUUUCGAGGCGCUGGAGGCGGUGCUGUUUGAGAUCACCUCAUCUGCCCCCGCACCUGGAGCUGUCUGCGCAGCCCCCAGAGUCAUCACCACUCUGAUGAGCGCUCUGGCUAAGCUGGCGUCACGAUCACAUGACCUCAUACCCAGGGUGUCUCUGUUCCUCUCCAAGCUGAGAACAGUCACCAGAAGCGGGUCAGUCGCCUGGUGCUCCGACGAAGAGGACCUCGUUGCCAUAGUAACACGGGGGGAGGAGCUGUGGUCGCUGCUGAAGGCCCCCGGUGUGGCCCAGAGCGUCCUGACCCCACCUCCACAUGUUACCACACCCCAGUGGCACCGAGACAUCAACGUGGCCAUGCCGCUGCGACUGCGGGCCCUGACCAACCUCACACACUCACAGUGACACACACACACACUUAGAAUGCAUCAGUAUAAAGAAAAACAAUCAAUCUUAAUGAGUCUUGUUUGAUUUUUUGCACCUUAUUUUUGUAAAUAAAUGACAUUAUUUGAUUGAAAGUUGA